CCUCGUGAGUUUAGUCACGUGCCUGCCAAACGCUCGCGCAGCUGUCAACUGAGGAAGCAGCGAGAAGCAACAGUGGGAGUAAARACUAAGCUACUACUCUCAGUUUUUUGCGUCUAUUAUUGGGUGUAUGUUGUCACAUACGGCUACAUUGGGACUAAUGGAAAGAUGGCGGCCUCGACUCGCUUUUCAGUAGACCGCCAAUGAAAGAAAACAAUGUUUACCACUAGCUGUUGCUUGCUAACUUCUAAGCUAGCUCGCUAACAGUCAGCUGUUGUUAUGGUAUGGUCGGGGCGAUAGCUGGCUAUUAGCCCAAGUGUUCAGUUGUCAUAUUUGUCCAAAAUACCAGGAUUUAUCAGACUGCAAUUUCUACGGCCACUCUGGACGCAUGGAACUGGUCGGCCGGUGUUUAAUGGCGACUUAAAAAGCUGCAUCACCUUGACAGACUCGUCAGCUGUUGUCUGGCAAUUUAUCCAGCAGAAACAUUGUGUAAYAGAACUAGCAAAACUGCUUCAAGAUGCAUGACGCGUAUGAGCCAGUGAAUAUUUUAGAGAAGCUUCCUCUUCAGAUCGACUGUCUUGCGGCUUGGGAGGAUUGGCUGCUUGUUGGAACAAAACCAGGACAUCUUCUCCUGUACAGAAUCAAGAAGGAUGCAGCCACCAACCGGUUCGAGGUGACUUUGGAAAAGUCUAAUAAGAACUUCUCAAAGAAAAUUCAACAGCUAUACGUCGUUUCUCAGUAUAAAAUUCUCGUCAGUCUUUUGGAGAACAACAUCCACGUCCAUGACCUCCUGACCUUUCAGCAGAUCACUGUGGUGUCUAAAGCCAAAGGAGCCACGCUGUUUGCAUGUGACCUGCAGCAAAUGAGCUCCGGGGAGGAAAGCCUCCGAAUGUGUGUGGCGGUGAAAAGGAAACUCCAGCUGUAUUACUGGAAGGAUAGAGAGUUCCAUGAGCUGCAGGGCGACUUGGGUGUGCCAGAUGUUCCUAAGUCCAUGGCCUGGUGUGAAAACUCCAUCUGUGUCGGCUUCAAACGGGACUAUUACCUCAUUCGGCUGGAUGGCCGCGGCUCCAUCAAGGAGCUCUUCCCCACUGGGAAACAGUUGGAGCCUCUAGUUGCCCCGCUGGCUGAUGGGAAGGUGGCUGUUGGGCAGGACGACCUCACCGUGGUGCUUAACGAAGAAGGAGUUUGCACCCAGAAGUGCGCCCUGAACUGGACCGAUAUCCCCAUCGCCAUGGAGCACCAGCCUCCCUACAUCAUUGCGGUCCUCCCUCGGUACGUGGAGAUACGGACCUUAGAGCCACGGCUGCUGGUGCAGAAUGUGGAGCUGCAAAGGCCGCGCUUCAUCGCCUCGGCAGGGCCAAACAUCGUGUACGUUGCCAGCAACCACUUCGUCUGGCGCCUGGUGCCAGUGUCAAUCGCCAGCCAGAUCCAGCAACUUCUCCAGGACAAACAGUUCGAGCUCGCUCUUCAGCUGGCAAAAAUGAAGGACGAUUCAGACGGUGAAAAGAAGCAGCAGAUUCAUCACAUCCAGAAUCUUUACGCCUUCAACCUGUUUUGCCAGAAGAAGUUUGACGACUCCAUGCAGGUGUUUGCUAAACUUGGUACAGAUCCCACGCAUGUGAUCGGACUUUACCCCGACCUGCUCCCAUCAGACUACCGCAAACAGCUGCAUUACCCCAACCCUCUGCCCAGCUUGUCUGGGGCCGAGCUGGAGAAAGCUCAUCUGGCUCUCAUUGAUUACCUCACCCAGAAACGCAGCCAUCUUGUCAAACAGCUGAACGACACCRGCCCGUCCACAACGUCUCCGCUCAUGGAGGGAACGCCGACCAUCAAGAGCCGCAAAAAGCUCCUGCAGAUCAUCGACACCACGCUGCUGAAAUGUUAUCUGCACACCAACGUGGCUCUCGUCUCUCCGCUCCUUCGACUGGAGAACAACCACUGCCACAUCGAGGAGAGCGAGUACGUCCUGAAGAAGUCCCAGAAGUACAGCGAGCUCAUCAUUCUCUACGAAAAGAAGGGCUUGCAUCAGAAAGCCUUGCAGGUCCUGCUGGACCAAUCCACCAAGGCCAACUCUCCUCUGAAAGGUCACGAGCGAACCGUCCAGUACCUCCAACGACUGGGAUCAGAGAAUCUGGGGAUAAUCUUGGAGUUUUCUCCCUGGGUACUUAAAAUCUGUCCUGAGGACGGCCUGAAGAUCUUCACUGAAGAUCUGCCCGAGGUGGAGACUUUGCCCAGAGACAAAGUGCUGCAGUUCCUGAAGGAAGGCUUCGUGGAGCUGGCCGUCCCGUACUUGGAGCACAUCAUUUACGUGUGGGACGAGAAGGGCCCCGAGUUUCACAAUGUGCUUAUUCAGCUGUAUCUGAGYAGGGUCCAAGGCCUGAUGAAGCAGUACCUCAACUCACUGCCAGAAGGGGUUCCUGCCGUUCCUGCCGGCCAGGAGCAAGGUGAACUGGGAGAGUUCAGGAACAAGCUGCUGUCUUUUCUGGAUAUUUCCACCAGCUAUGAACCUGCCAGACUCAUCAGCGAUUUCCCAUUUGAUGGGCUGCUGGAGGAACGGGCUCUGCUCCUGGGUCGCAUGGGAAAACACGAGCAGGCGCUUUUCAUAUACGUUCACGUUCUGAACGACACCCGCAUGGCCGAGGAAUACUGUCACCGGCAUUAUAACAGUUCAAUGGAAGGAAAUAAAGAUGUUUAUCUGUCUCUGCUGCGGAUGUACCUGUCCCCCCCCGACGCCCACUGCCUGGGGCCCAUUAAGAUGGAGCUCACUGAGCCUCAGGCCAACCUGCAGGCAGCCCUGCAUGUCCUGGAGCUGCACCACAGCAAGCUCAACACCACCAAGGCUAUCAAUCUGCUCCCAGCAAACACUCAGAUCCGGGAGAUAAAGGUCUUCCUGGAGAGCGUCCUGGAGGAGAAGGCCCAAAUGAAACGCUGCAACCAGGUGUUGAAGAGUCUGCUGCAGGCCGAGUUCCUCAGGGUGCAGGAAGAACGAAUCUUCCACCAGCAGGUUAAAUGCGUCAUAACGGAAGAAAAAACCUGCAGAGUCUGUAAGAAGAAGAUAGGAAACAGUGCGUUUGCCAGGUAUCCCAACGGCGUGGUGGUUCACUAUUUCUGCUGCAAAGAUCGCAGCGUGUGUCCCACCGAGCAGUAAAAUCCUCUUCUCACACUGACAAAUAAACCCCCCCUGCCUCASUCCCCACCUCCCUGCUGCGGGCUUCGCCGCUCGGCCAUGUUGGAAUCAGAACUAUAUUUGAAGGACUGCAGCGUUGGUUUAUUUGUGGCCUGAGAAGAUGCCCUUCUUCCGCCACAGAGCAGAACAGGAGCAGCACUGACGUUUUUCCCCUCUCAGACUACAUGAAGAAACAGGAAGACGUCUGGAGACGCUCAAUGGGAACGGAGAGACGAAGAAGGAAAGAAAGAAAGAGACAAUCCAGAAGCAGAUGCCACUGUAACCACAUAAAGGAUUUGCUGCCUUAUAGGCACAGCAUCCUGGAAGAUUAUUGACAGCUGGGAUUGCAGACGUAAGCGUGCUAUCUCUGAUUACUACAGUUUAUUAUUAUUUUUUUGUUUGUUUUUGUUUUGCGUUCACGUUCCCUCCACUAAUAUAACUCAUCGUAGGCCUCAAACACACCUCGAUAUGCCAUACUGAGUGCUACAGUACUGUUAAAUGCCUUCUGUGACUCUGAAGAUUGUACAAUGAAAUGAGAUGUCACACAUAACGUUUUGUUGUGAAUAUAGCAGACUAUAGUGUUUUCUAUUCAA
Poecilia reticulata (guppy) is the source of this 3756-nucleotide messenger RNA. It is a transcript of the gene vps39, whose product is annotated as VPS39 subunit of HOPS complex. Lineage: Eukaryota; Metazoa; Chordata; Actinopteri; Cyprinodontiformes; Poeciliidae. Gene Ontology annotation, biological process: endosomal vesicle fusion; vesicle-mediated transport; autophagy. The record is from RefSeq and is a predicted model, not a curated record. Gene Ontology annotation, molecular function: protein binding. Gene Ontology annotation, cellular component: cytoplasm; membrane.